Molecule: messenger RNA, 4695 nt
Organism: Heterotrigona itama
Lineage: Eukaryota; Metazoa; Arthropoda; Insecta; Hymenoptera; Apidae
Source: the annotation of a GenBank genome assembly
AUGGGUAUUUGAUUGAAUUCAAAACUUUUAUGAUUGUUACAUUACAAUAAAGCAUACAUAUGUAACAUAAUAAUUGAAAAAAUCAUAAAUAUUUUCUAAAGUUGCUCUUAUUCUUUUGAAUGCCUAAUAUUUAAAAGCAUAUCUUUCUAUAUUACAUUAAUAUCCUAUAUAUAUGUGUGUGUAAUUUAUAUAUAUUAUACUGUGUUUUAUUUUUGUAAAUAUAUUACAUACACUAUAUAGACAUUAUAUAAAAUUUUGCCGUUUGAUUUUAGUUGAAAUAAGAGAAAUCAAAGAAAUUAAAGUAGGAAAGCAUUCUAAAGAUUUUGAAAAAUGGCCAGAAGAUGCAAAAAGGAUAGAAAAUCUUAGAUGUUUCGUUGUGUAUUAUGGUUCUGAAUUUCGUCUUAAAACUCUUUCAAUUUCUGCUCUUAGUGAGAAAGAAUGUGAACUUUGGGUGAAAGGAUUACGUCGUUUGGUUCAAGACACUAUAAAAGCUCCUUAUCCUUUACAAGUUGAAAGAUGGCUUAGAAAAGAAUUUUAUGCAAUGGAAAAUUCAAGAGAAACAGUUACUUUAAAAGAUAUAAAAGCAUUUUUACCUAGAGUUAAUUGUAAAAUAGCAACAAACAAACUUAGAGAACUUUUUCAAGAAAUAGAUACAAGAAACAGAAAUGAACUUGGUUUUGAUGAUUUUGUUGCACUUUAUCAUAAACUUAUCUUCGAUCAAAAUAAUCUUACAGAUUGGAAUAAAUUACUUAAUUAUUCUAAAACGGGACAAAUUGUUACAGUCCAAGAAUUUCAAAACUUCUUGAUAACUGAACAACAAGAUCCUUUAGGAAAUAAUGAAGUUGAAGUAUCAUGUUUUAUUAGAGAUUAUUUACAAGAUCCUCAAAGAGAUGUGCAAGAACCACAUUUUAUAUUUUCGGAAUUCAUCGAUUUCCUGUUUUCGAAACAAAAUUCCAUUUGGGAUCCAAAAUACUCACAUAUUUAUCAAGAUAUGACUAAACCUCUUGCACAUUAUUGGAUAGCAUCAUCACAUAAUACAUACUUAAUGGGAGAUCAAAUUAGCAGUGAAAGUAGUUGUCAAGCUUAUGUUCGCGCAUUAAGAGCUGGAUGUAGAUGUAUAGAACUUGACUGUUGGGAUGGACCAGAUGGAAUGCCUUUUAUUUUUCAUGGGCACACACUUACUACAAAGAUUAAAUUUUUGGAUGUUAUUAAAACUAUCAAAGAACAUGCUUUUUCUACCUCUGAUUAUCCCGUCAUUUUAUCCAUUGAAGACAAUUGUACUUUACCACAACAACGUAAAAUGGCAAUUACAAUGCAAGAUGUAUUUGGUGAUAUGUUAUUAGUUCAACCUAUAGAUAAAAAUGAAACUUGUUUACCAUCACCACAUGCACUGAAAAGAAAAAUUAUAUUGAAACAUAAAAAAUUACCCGAUGGCGUAGAAGAAACAUCAUUUCUUAUUCGAAACGAUGAAAGUAGACAAGAAAUGGAUCUUAGAAAUACGGUUAAAAAUGGCAUUCUUUAUCUUGAAGAUCCUGUCGACAGAGAGUGGAAUCCACAUUUUUUUGUAUUAACGCAGCAAAAAUUAUUUUACACAGAUACAUUUUCCAGAACUCAAGAAACUGAACACGAUGACGACGAAGAGGUUGUAGUUCGUCGACCUACCGAUGGAGUACCAAAUGACGAAUUACAUUUUGGCGAAAAAUGGUUCCAUGGUAAAUUAGCAAGAGGUAGAGAAGAAGCAGAGGAAUUACUACGACGUUAUUCACACCUGGGUGAUGGCACAUUUUUAGUUAGACAAUGUGUCACAUUCGUUGGUGAUUAUUGCCUUUCUUUUUGGCGGAAAGGGAAAGUAAAUCAUUGCCGUAUUAAGCUCAAGCAAGAAAUGGGUCAGACACAAUAUUAUCUUAUCGAUACAAAUUGCUUUGAUAGUUUAUAUAGCUUAAUUACACAUUAUCGCAAUCAUCCAUUAAGAAGUCAAGAAUUUUUAAUCACACUUCAAGAACCUGUUCCACAACCAAACAAACACGAAGAAAAAGAAUGGUGGCAUGCCGAAUGUACUCGAACUUUAGCCGAAGAAAUGUUAAAACGAAUUCCUACAGAUGGUGCAUUUUUGGUGAGACCAAGUGAAAAAGAAAGCAAUUCUUAUGCUAUAUCUUUUAGGGCAGAAAAAAAGAUUAAGCAUUGUAGGAUUAAACUAGAAGGACGAUUAUAUACUAUUGGUACUGUACAAUUUGAAAGUUUGGUUGAAUUAGUUAAUUAUUACGAAAGGCACCCAUUAUAUAAAAAGAUUAAAUUAAGUCAUCCUGUAAAUCAAGAUAUUAUUAGAAAAAUGGAAUUGGUGACUGUAAAGGCUAUAUAUGAUUAUAAAGCAAGAAGGGACGAUGAAUUAACAUUAGUAAAACAUGCUAUAAUAACAAAUGUACAUCGACAAAGCGGUGGUUGGUGGCGAGGAGACUAUGGUGGUAAAAAACAACAUUGGUUCCCUGCUAGUUACGUUGAAGAAAUAAAACCACAAGAAAAUCAAGGAGAUUCAGCAGAUUCUAUGAUGUUUGGUAGUCUACAAAAAGGCUCAUUGGACAUCAUGGGUGCUGUGGUUGAAUUAAGAGUAGGCGGACGACCUGGAUUAGAAUGGAUAUUAAGAAUACAAAAUCCUAGUAUGUGUUCAGUAUUUGAAGUAGCAACUUCAUCAAAAGAUACAGCAUUGGAAUGGAUGUCCAGUAUUAAAGAAACUGCUCAAAAUGCCAGUGUCAGAGAAAAUCAACAUAAAGAAAUGGAACGUGCGUGGAGAAUAGCUAAAGAAAUGUCUAAUUUAAUAGUUUAUUGUAGAUCCGUCGCAUUUAAUUUAGAUAGAAUAAAAACAAAAGGUUUUAUAUUUAAUGAAAUGAGUAGCUUUCCUGAGACAAAAGCUGAAAAACUUAUGUGUCAACAAGAAAACAAAUUUUUCAUAAGAUAUCAUCAGAUUCAAUUUAGCAGAGUAUAUCCAAAAGGGCAACGUAUCGAUUCAUCAAAUUAUAAUCCUGUGCCAAUGUGGAAUGUUGGUUGUCAAAUGGUAGCAUUGAAUUAUCAAACUGGUGAUAAAUCAAUGCAGCUUAAUCAAGCAAAAUUUAGAGAAAACGGCAACUGUGGUUAUAUUUUAAAACCCGAGUUCACGUUUAGGGAUGAUUUUAAUCCGUAUGAUAAGAAUUGUUUACACGGAAUAGAAAGUCUCAAGUUUUCCUUAAAAAUUAUUGGUGCGAGACAUUUAAUCAGAUCAGGCAGAGGCAUAGCUAGUCCUUUCAUUGAAAUUGAAAUUAUAGGAACUGAUUUUGACUCUGGUACAAAACUAACAACAAGAACAAUACCUGAUAAUGGAUUCAACCCCAUGUGGAACGAGUCUUGCGAAUUCGAAGUUUUUAAUCCACAUUUCGCAUUCAUACGAUUUGUUGUACAAGAUGAAGAUAUGUUUGGUGAUAGUAAUUUUAUUGGACAAGCCACUUAUCCCGUUCGAUGUUUGCAACCAGGAUAUAGAAGCGUUCCAUUAAAAAACAAUUACAGCGAAGAUCUUGAACUUGCAUCAUUAUUAGUACAUCUUCGAAUUACAUCUUCGGAAAGAUGUUAUUAUUUAACACAAGUACUGUUACAUGAAAUGCUUUAACGAAAUAUUAUCAUAACAGGAGACUGGUUAUUUACAAAGAUUUAAAUCUUCAAAUUAAAGUCAAUAAUUUAAGAACAUUAUACGUUAUGUGUAAUAUCAAAAGAAAAUAGCUACUAUGGUAUUGAAAAAAUAGUAGAUAUUAAAGAAAAGUGACUAUUGAGAAAACGCAAUAAUAUCUAAAACGUGACAUAUGAGAGAUGACAUUUUUAAUAUAUACUUCUAUUUAAUUCAUAAUUCAUGUAAGAGCAGUGCAUAAUGUAAAAAAAAAUAAUUGUGAUUUAGUCUAGACUAUCUUUAAAUUUCUCAUGUAAAAAACACUAGCAUAUCGGAAUAUAUCUUUAAGUUAUAUUAUACUACUUCUUUCUUUCAGACAAAAAAAGAACACAUAUGAAUAAUGAGAUUUUAAACUAUGAUAUAUUUUAGACUGAAGUAAUAUGCACAAUACGCUUGUAAUUCAUUUAAUUAGAAAGAUAUUUUCAUAUUAAUACUAUUUAUUUAUUGUUUUGAAGUUUUAAUUUUACAAUAUAUAGUUUUAAUUUAACAAUAUGUAAAAGAACUAAACGACGAGAUACUGUGUACUGCAUUUCAUAUAAAAUCAUAAACUUUCGGCUAUAUCAAAUGGAAUAUAAAUGUUUUUUUUUAAAUAAUAUAAAAGUGUAUUCAGUAAUAGGAUAGAAAACUAAAAAAAAAACAUUAGAAACUAUUAAUUAAAUUUACGAACUUACAAAUAUUACGUAAGAAAAUAUUUCAUUUUUCUAUUUUUUAUUUUCGUACGUAACUAAAUAUUUUAUAUUCUGUAAAAUUUUUUUAUCAUCGUUCCUAUCGAUGUAGAUUUUUAUAUCUGAGAAAAAUAUUACUAUAUUUACUUGUAAUUAAUUACUUGUUAAAAACAAAUAGUAAUAGAAGUAUUUGAUAUGUUAAACACGUUAUUUGUUUCCUUCGAUUUUGUGUUUUAAACUAUAGCAAAUAAAUCUAUUUUGAUUUUAAUUGAAAUUUAGUUAAGAAAAAUAUAAUUUUUUGUAUAAGAAUGAGAAUAUGUUAUACUUACAAUUAGAAUAACA